CCUAAAUAUAAGAACAAAAAACUUCAAUCACAACCCUCAUCAUUUGACUCAAACACAUCCCAAUUGAAAAGCUCACACAAUUACCAUUUUGAUUUCCCAAACUUAACCGACAAUGCUUAGAGACUUCGAACCUUCUAAACUCCAGGAAUAACUUCAAUCUGCUAAGACAGAGAGGUUCAUCAUUCCUUUAUUAUCAACCAACACCAAAAGCUUAUCAGAAAGCUACCCCAGGUAGUUUUUCAACCAAAAAAAAUCCAUUGUCCAAAGCCACAUUCAUUUUCCCACAAAACGCCAAAUCAUCUUUGAAUUAAUUGGCAGGGCAAAAGAUUAGGGAUCAGGUGGACAAGUUACUUUUUAGAAGUUCAAUUGAAGCUUCAAUUCGACAUCAUGGCGCUUGCAAACCGCUUCGCAUAUCGAUCUUCAUCUCUCCUCCGCCAAUGCAAGGCUCCAGCUUUGCCUGCGAGAGCAUUCACUACUAGAGCUUCAAUUAAUGGUCUUGUACAUCGUCAACCAGCUCAAGUUUGGAAACAUAGCAAAUAUGCUCGAAUGUUCUCCAGCUCGACACUCCUCAGGGACCAGUCACAAACAGCGCCUAGUGCGGAAGCAUACUUGAAUAGUGGGGUUGUAAAAGGAGCUGCCAAUCCAGUGAACGUGAAGAAGGUUUUGGUCAUUGGAAGUGGUGGCUUGAGUAUUGGUCAAGCCGGAGAAUUCGAUUAUUCAGGUUGGUGCCCCAGACAUCAGCCUUUCGUGGAAUGAGUCAUUGUGUUGGUGCAGGUUUUCUCCACAAGUUUGAUCUUCAUGUCAACUCACAUGGAGGAGGAAUAGUAUAGCAUGCUAACUGUUUGUCCAUCUAGGUUCUCAAGCUUUGAAAGCCUUAAAAGAAGCUGGCGUAGCUUCUGUGCUCAUUAACCCCAACAUUGCAACAAUCCAAACUGCUCACGUUCUCACAGACGAGGUCUAUUAUCUUCCAGUCACACCCGAAUAUGUUACAUACGUUAUCGAGCGUGAGAGGCCUGAUGGUAUCUUCCUCACUUUCGGUGGUCAAACAGCUCUCAAUCUCGGUGUACAAAUGGAGCGCAUGGGUAUCUUUGAGAGAUAUGGCGUUAAGGUUUUAGGUACCAGCAUCAAAACCCUUGAGACCAGUGAGGACAGAGAUCUCUUCGCCAAGGCUCUUGGUGAGAUCAAUAUUCCAAUUGCUCAAUCUGUCGCUGUAUCAACCGUGGACGAGGCUUUGGAAGCUGCAAAGGGUAUUGGUUACCCAAUCAUUGUCCGUGCCGCAUACGCUCUUGGUGGUCUUGGUUCUGGUUUUGCAAACAAUGAAGAAGAGCUUCGCAACAUGGCCUCUAGAUCUUUGACUCUUUCACCUCAGAUUCUGGUUGAGAAAUCAUUGAAGGGAUGGAAAGAAGUUGAAUAUGAGGUUGUCAGAGAUGCUAGCAACAACUGUAUCACUGUCUGCAACAUGGAAAACUUCGACCCUCUCGGUAUCCACACUGGUGAUUCUAUCGUCGUUGCCCCUAGUCAGACUUUGAGCGACGAGGAAUAUCACAUGCUUCGAUCAGCUGCUAUCAAGAUUGUCAGACAUUUGGGUGUUGUUGGAGAAUGUAACGUUCAGUACGCUUUACAACCCGACGGAUUGGACUACAGAGUUAUUGAAGUUAAUGCCCGUCUUUCUCGAUCAUCUGCUCUUGCCUCAAAGGCUACUGGUUACCCCCUUGCGUAUACUGCUGCCAAGAUUGGACUUGGCCACACUCUUCCCGAGUUACCAAAUGCUGUUACGAAGACUACAACUGCUAAUUUCGAGCCUUCUCUUGAUUAUAUUGUUUCUAAGAUUCCUAGAUGGGAUUUAUCCAAGUUCCAGCACGUGAAGCGUGACAUCGGCAGCGCCAUGAAGUCUGUUGGUGAAGUCAUGGCUAUUGGUAGAACUUUCGAAGAAUCUAUCCAAAAAGCUAUUCGUCAAGUUGACCCAAGAUUUGUCGGUUUCCAAGGAGACAAAUUCGAUGACCUUGACUACGAACUCCAAAAUCCUACCGAUCGUCGUUGGUUAGCUGUUGGCCAAGCCAUGCUUCACGAGAACUACUCAGUUGACCGUGUACAUGACCUUACCAAGAUCGAUAAAUGGUUCUUGUACAAGCUUCAGAACAUCGUGGACUGUACCCACGAGCUUGAGGAUAUCGGUAGUCUUGAUGGACUGAAGAAAGAAAUCAUUCAAAAAGCAAAGAAAUUGGGUUUCUCUGACAAACAAAUCGCCAAUGCCGUGAACUCCACUGAAGAUGAAGUCCGCGCUCGCAGAAAGAGCUUUGGUAUCACUCCUUUCGUCAAGAGAAUCGAUACUCUUGCUGCCGAAUUUCCAGGUUCGUGAUUUUUAUUUCCCAAAACAGCUUUCAUUCUCUUUCCUAAAUUAGCUAUUACUAACCCCAAAUUUUUAACAGCUUCUACAAAUUAUUUGGUGAGCUUUGCCCUUUUCUUUUCGCUGUCUUAAAGAAUUUUUUCGUUCAGCUUUGUUUGAACAUCCGACUAUGUUUUACUGUUGAAUGUUUUUUGGAUGUUCAAUUUUGGUUGAAUGUUCAUUUUUUUACACCCUGCUUGGAUUUUGAACUCCUUCAGGACGUUCAAGUCUACUGAAAGGUUCUGUCCGUUUAUCUCCUUUGAUGGCGGGGUAUGUUUGGAGAGUCGACUCUAUCCGAAUUCUCAACCACCUCACGAUGUUCAUCUUUAUUUGGAAGCCCAGAUUCACUUGAAUAUCCAAGUCUGUCUAGAUGACCAACUUUUCUCUCGGGCACAUGACAUGGUUUGGCUUCCAAACUUCAAAUGGAUAUCCAGCUAGGUUUGGAUAUCUAAAUUUGAUGUGGACAUUCGACUUGGUUUGUAUUCCCGACUUCAUCCUCGGGGUUUUACUCGAUUUGAAGUUUAUUCUACUUGGAUGUUUGAAUAGGCAUACUUGUCUUAAGAUAUUUCCAAGCCCUCGAUGUCCAGUUUGGGUCCUACAUUUCAAAUGAGCAAUUUUUCGAAGGACAUUUCCUUAUUCCUUUUUGUCCAAUUCCGUUUAGAUGUUUCAAUCAGAUAUUGAGAAUCUCAUUUCAUUUGAGAACUUCAUUGGAUCUGAAUAUCUCACCGGUUUGAGUAUCUCAUUUGAUCCGAAUCUCUUCCUCAUUUUGAAUACUCCAGUUGAUCUGAGUUUCUCAGUAUAUUUGAUUACUUCAGUUUGUUUUUGAUAAUCAACACCGUUCGAAUCUCCAGCUCUGUUUGGAUAAUUUAAGUCUCUUGUCUUUCUUGGGAAAAGGAUCUAACCUUCCAAUGUUCUAGUACACAACAUACAAUGCAACAACGCAUGACGUUACCUUCGAUGAUAAUGGAACUAUUAUUUUGGGAAGUGGUGUAUACAGAAUUGGUAGCUCAGUCGAAUUUGAUUGGUGUGCUGUUAGUGCAACUCUUGCUUUGAGAGAAAUGGGCAAGAAAACCGUCAUGAUUAACGUGAGUCUGCUGGACUCCUCCAUUUUGAACCAAUGCUGACCCCCUUAAUGUACAAUCCCGAGACUUAUAGCACAGGUACGAUCAUAUCUUCCAAUUCCGCCAUAGUCAUCUCAGCUAACAUAAAGAAUAGAUUUCGAUACUGCCGACAAACUCUACUUCGAAGAAUUGAGCUACGAACGUGUAAUGGAUAUCUAUGAACUUGAGAACGCUGCCGGAGUUGUUGUUUCUGUGGGCGGUCAACUCCCACAAAACAUUGCUCUCCGUUUGCAGGAGACAGGAGGAGCCAAGAUCCUGGGAACAGAUCCUAAGGAUAUUGACAAAGCAGAAGAUAGACAAAAGUUCUCUGCAAUCUUGGAUAGCAUUGGAGUUGAUCAACCAGCUUGGAAGGAACUCACCUCCGUUGCGGAUGCCGAGGCUUUUGCUGAGGAAGUUAGCUACCCUGUACUCGUUCGUCCCAGUUAUGUCUUGUCAGGCGCAGCCAUGACUGUCAUUCGAAGCAAAGAUGAGCUCAAAGAGAAACUCGAAGCUGCCAGCAAUGUUUCCCCCGAUCAUCCAGUUGUCAUUACUAAAUUCAUUGAAGGGGCCGAAGAAAUUGAUGUGGAUGGUGUUGGAUCUAACGGUAAACUCAUUCUCCACGCUGUUAGUGAGCACGUGGAGCAGGCUGGUGUUCACUCAGGUGACGCUACUCUCGUUCUACCACCUGCUUCUCUCGAUCAAACUACAAUGGACCGUGUCAAGGAGAUUGCCGAAAAGGUUGCCGAGGCCUGGAGCAUUACCGGUCCUUUCAACAUGCAAAUAAUCAAGGCCGAGGACCCUGAAGGAGGUCUUCCACAGCUGAAGGUCAUCGAAUGUAACUUACGUGCAUCUCGUUCCUUCCCAUUCGUCAGCAAGGUUCUUGGUGUCAACUUCAUUGAUGUUGCUACCAAGGCUCUUGUGGGUCAGAAUGUCCCUGAACCCCAGGACCUCAUGGCAAUCAAGCGUGAUUACCUCGCCACAAAGGUUCCUCAAUUCUCAUGGACUCGUCUUGCUGGAGCUGAUCCAUUUUUGGGUGUCGAAAUGUCCAGUACUGGUGAAAUUGCUUGCUUCGGUAAGAAUCUCGUUGAGGCUUACUGGGCUUCUCUUCAAUCAACCAUGAACUUCCGUAUGCCAGAACCAGGUGAAGGUCUCCUUUUCGGCGGUGAUAUUUCCAAGACUUCACUUACUAAGAUCGUCGACUACCUAUCCCCAUUGGGUUAUAAGCUUUACGCCGCCGAACCUGAAGUCAAGAAGUUCUUGGAGUCGACUGCCAAGGGCGGUGUCAGUGUGGAAGUUAUUGAAUUCCCCAAGGAGGACAAGAGAGCUUUAAGGGAAGUUUUCAAGAAGUAUGAUAUCCGGGGUGUGUUCAAUCUUGCACUCGCUAGAGCAAAGACCGUCCAAGAUACCGACUACGUUAUGCGCCGGAACGCUGUCGAUUUCGGUGUCCCACUCUUCAUGGAGCCAAAGGUAAAAGAAGUUUCCUCAUUCCUCAAAGAUCCUAUGCUAACACUUUUCAGACUGCUGAGCUCUUUGCCCAAUGUAUGAACGAGAAACUUCCUCGCAAAGAAGGUAUUCCAGGAGAAGUUCGCCGGUGGUCCGAUUUCAUUGGUGGCAAGCCAUUGUAAAUGAUAUUAUAAUGGACAAAAACAUUGUAUCUAGCGUGCAAAAAGAAUCCGAUAAUAAUUAUGAUUUGAAGCCAAGCUUAC
Molecule: messenger RNA, 5192 nt
Organism: Sclerotinia trifoliorum
Lineage: Eukaryota; Fungi; Ascomycota; Leotiomycetes; Helotiales; Sclerotiniaceae
Source: the annotation of a GenBank genome assembly